Molecule: messenger RNA, 477 nt
Organism: Oryctolagus cuniculus (rabbit)
Lineage: Eukaryota; Metazoa; Chordata; Mammalia; Lagomorpha; Leporidae
Source: RefSeq, a predicted model, not a curated record
GCCAUGGCCUCCACGGAAGGGAGUCGGGCGCUCCCCGGAUCUCGGCGCGAGCCGGCGGGACGCGGGCGGCGACAGGACAAGUAUUCCGUGCUCUUGCCGACCUACAACGAGCGUGAGAACCUGCCGCUCGUUGUGUGGCUGCUGGUGAAAAGCUUCUCCGAGAGUGGAAUCAACUAUGAAAUUAUAAUCAUAGAUGAUGGGAGCCCAGAUGGAACAAGAGACGUGGCUGAACAGCUGGAGAGGAUCUACGGGUCAGACAGAAUUGUGAGUGAGAUGUUUUCCUGUCGUGUGAGUUGUGUUUGUGUUGUGAGGAGAUGAGCUGUGAACAGUGCUUAAAUUGAACCUGUGUGCCUGGAAACUGGAAAUUUAAAGAGCAGCUUACGCUUGGAGUCCAGUACGUACUUACGGUGCUUGAAAUAGACUCUGGAGUGUUGAGUCAGUGGUAACUUUACAGCAGAAGGAGGAGUAUUUGGAUGA